AAACACAUAGAAACCCUAAAAUACUAAUAUUCAUCAUCUCCGAUCAGACAAUGGCAAACCCUAAAGUCUUCUUUGAUUUGACCGUCGACGGCAAACCAUCUGGUCGGAUCGUGAUAGAGCUCUUCGCUGACUUGACUCCACGUACGGCGGAGAACUUUAGAACCCUAUGUACCGGCGAGAAAGGCGUGGGAAAGUGUGGUAAACCACUCCACUACAAAGGAUCAUCCUUCGACCGUAUCGUUCCUGAUCUCAUGUGGUGUGGAGGAGAUAUCAUGGUCGGAGACAAGUCGUUCUACGAAGAGGGUUUGGUCGACGACAACGAGUACUUCAUCUUGAACCACGAAGGUCCAGGUGUCAUCUCCAUGCCACACUCGGACAGAACUCACUUCCAGAUCUUCAUGAGUGAGGGGUUGGAGAUGGAUGGUGAUCAUGUUGUGUUCGGUAGAGUUGUUGAAGGGUUGGAUCUUAUGAAGAGCAUUGAGGAGGAGGUCGUAAGUGAAACAAGGAAGCCUUGUAAGCCCGUGGUGAUCGAGGACUGUGGUGAGCUUUCAGAUUAUAGAUAUGAAAGUGUUUAUUUUAUGAAUAUAAUUGUAGCUUUUAUGGUUUUGAUGUGUUUUUGUUCUUCGUUCGUUUAGUUAGUUUUGAGUUUUGGAGUUUAAACUGGCUAUAUAGCCUUUACCAUUGAAUACUUAAUGAUUAACAUAAUUUUUAAUUAGCUAUUAAUUA
This is a messenger RNA of Capsella rubella, 726 nucleotides long. Its product is annotated as peptidyl-prolyl cis-trans isomerase CYP26-1. The coding region runs from base 51 to 635 and encodes 194 amino acids. The record is from RefSeq and is a predicted model, not a curated record. Lineage: Eukaryota; Viridiplantae; Streptophyta; Magnoliopsida; Brassicales; Brassicaceae. Gene Ontology annotation, biological process: protein peptidyl-prolyl isomerization. Gene Ontology annotation, molecular function: peptidyl-prolyl cis-trans isomerase activity. The transcript has a single exon.